AUGCCACCAAAGAAGAAGGUCGAAGAAAAGAAGCUCCUUUUGGGACGUCCAGGUAACAAUUUAAAGACCGGUAUUGUCGGUUUAGCCAACGUCGGGAAGUCCACCUUCUUCCAAGCCAUCACCAGAUGUCCUUUGGGUAACCCGGCCAACUACCCGUUCGCCACCAUUGACCCAGAAGAGGCCAGAGUCAUUGUCCCAUCGCCAAGAUUCGACAACUUGGUCGAGGCGUACAAGCCAAAGUCCGAGGUCCCUGCCCACAUCACCAUCUACGAUAUUGCUGGUUUGACCAAGGGUGCCUCCGCCGGUGAAGGUUUGGGUAACGCUUUCUUGUCCCAUAUCAGAGCCGUCGAUGCCAUCUACCAGGUCUGCAGAGUCUUUGACGACCCAGAGAUCAUCCACAUCGAAGGUGAUGUCAACCCGGUCCGUGACUUGGAAAUCAUCUCCAACGAAUUGAGAUUGAAGGACAUUGAGUUCGCCACCAAGCACUUAGAGGCCGCCGAGAGACUUACCAAGAGAGGUGGCCAGUCCUUGGAGAUGAAGAAAUUGAAGGAAGAGGUUGAGUUGGUCAAGAGAAUUAUCGCGUUGUUGGAAUCUGGCCAGAGAGUCGCCAACCACACCUGGACCGUCAAGGAAAUCGAGGUCAUCAACACCAUGUUCCUCUUGACCGCCAAGCCAUCCAUCUACUUGAUCAAUUUGUCCGAGAGAGACUACCUCAGAAAGAAAAACAAGUACUUGUUGGCCAUUAAGGAAUGGGUUGACAAGUACUCCCCAGGUGACGUCAUCAUUCCUAUCUCGGUCUGCUUGGAGGAGAGAUUGUCCCACAUGACCGAAGAAGAGAUCAAGGAGGAAGAAAAGGCCAUCAACGGUGCCUCUGCCUUGCCAAAGAUCAUCACCACUAUGAGAAAGAAGUUGGACUUGAUUUCUUUCUUCACCUCCGGUGCCGACGAGGUCAGAGAAUGGACCAUCAGAGAGGGCACCAAGGCCCCAGACGCCGCCGGUGUCAUCCACAACGACUUGAAGAACACCUUCAUCUUGGCCGACGUCAUGAAGUACGACGACUUGAUGGAGUUGAAGUCUGAGAAGGAGGUCCAGUCCGCCGGUAAGUUGAUGAAGAAGGGUAAGGAGUACGUUGUCGAAGACGGUGACAUUAUCUACUUCAGAGCCGCUGCUGGUAAGAACUAA
This is a messenger RNA of Babjeviella inositovora NRRL Y-12698, 1182 nucleotides long. RefSeq names its product Obg-like ATPase (gene YBN5). Gene Ontology annotation, cellular component: cytoplasm. Gene Ontology annotation, molecular function: ATP binding; ATP hydrolysis activity; GTP binding. The coding region runs from base 1 to 1182 and encodes 393 amino acids. The transcript has a single exon. The record is from RefSeq and is a predicted model, not a curated record. Lineage: Eukaryota; Fungi; Ascomycota; Pichiomycetes; Serinales.